Messenger RNA from Gracilinanus agilis (Agile Gracile Mouse Opossum), 291 nucleotides. Its product is annotated as mitochondrial import inner membrane translocase subunit Tim8 A-like. Lineage: Eukaryota; Metazoa; Chordata; Mammalia; Didelphimorphia; Didelphidae. The transcript has a single exon. The coding region runs from base 1 to 291 and encodes 96 amino acids. The record is from RefSeq and is a predicted model, not a curated record.
AUGAAUUCAUCCUCCUCCUUUUUUGAGGGACUCGGCUCAGUAGACCCGCAACUGCAGAGUUUCAUCGAGGCAGAAAUUCAGAGGCAGCGGUUCCAGCAACUGGUCCACCAGAUGACUGAACUAUGUUGGGAGAAGUGUAUGGACAAGCCGGGGCCAAGGCUGGACAGUAGGACAGAAUCUUGUUUUGUAAACUGUGUUGAGCGCUUUCUUGACACUAGCCAGUUCAUCUUGAACCGACUGGAGCAUCAGCAGAAAUCCAAACCGGGCUUCUCAGAGAUCCUGUCGGAUUGA